Molecule: messenger RNA, 525 nt
Organism: Nasonia vitripennis (jewel wasp)
Lineage: Eukaryota; Metazoa; Arthropoda; Insecta; Hymenoptera; Pteromalidae
Exons: 1
Coding region: 1-525 (174 amino acids)
Biological process (GO): DNA integration
Molecular function (GO): nucleic acid binding
Source: RefSeq, a predicted model, not a curated record
AUGCCAGUUGUGACGGAUGGAUGGUGGGCUCUCCCUGAGAGCAGAGGGUUGGCGAGAAGAGGAAGACUAAGUGGUGGUAAUGUCACCUGUCAAAGCAAUAAGCUUGUCCGCGUAAAAACUCGCUUGCCAAUGCUGAUCAGCAACACGCCAUCGAGCCCAUUCACGCAGAAAGCGUUAGAUUUUUAUGGGCCCUUGGAGAAUUCGAGGCGCGGAAAUAAGUACAUCUUAUCCAUCCAAGACAUGUUGACAAAGUACAUAAUCUUAAUCCCCACAAAGCAUGCAAGCGCCGACGAAGUGGCGCGAGCCCUAACUGAAAAGGUCAUUUGCGUAUUCGGACCACCAGCCGCUAUCGUGACUGACCAGGGCUCACACUUCCAGAAUCGGAUACUGGAAAAGCUCGCGAAAAUAUUUCAAAUAAAAAAGUUCUGCACCACAGCUUACCACCCGCAAUCGAAUGGGUCAAUAGAGCGCAUGCAUCACACGCUCACGGAGUACUUACGCAAAUACGUGAAAGACACUACGUGA